Molecule: messenger RNA, 6191 nt
Organism: Rosa chinensis
Lineage: Eukaryota; Viridiplantae; Streptophyta; Magnoliopsida; Rosales; Rosaceae
Exons: 3
Coding region: 4156-5457 (433 amino acids)
Source: RefSeq, a predicted model, not a curated record
AAGAUUUUUUAAAAACUUUGUAGAAUAAAAAGCACCACACAAAAUAUGCAAUCCUAAUUUUGAAGCAACAGUAUUAUCUUCCAACUAUCACAACAUUCUCGAUCAGGCCAAGAAUAUUGAGAGACUUUAUGGGGUGCCUCUCAUUAUAGUUCCGGCAAGAGGGAUCCUCAAACGUUCGAUAUGCUCUUUUAAUUAUGAAUCACUUAAACUAAAUAUAGAUCUUAGCGUUGUAAUUAUAGAAGGAUCCAAACAAUAUUGAUAAAGGAAAAUAUGCAAAAUAGCAGAACAUACUACCAAUUGUACAAAUCUUGCUUGUAGUUAAGGUGACACAGUACAAAGGCUGGGAAUGUCAAGUGUGAUGAUGUAGCCAAAUAAAGUCAAAAAAUAUGACUUUUGAAUAAAAAUUGUUAUUUCUCGAACCUUAGUUUACCCGUUUACUGGUCAUUUGGAAGGUAAACAGAUAAAAUCUUUACUUUUCACCUGCAUUUUGAUCAUUUAGUGGCUCUAAAAGUUGACUUUUUGUUUGGCUCAAUUUUUGAGGAAAUUUCCUUCAUGAAAGUUGUAGAGGACGUUAAACCAAGUUCAUGGACACAUGGCACACUAAAAUCGGAGUUGUAACGAAGAAGUUAUAAGGGUUUUAAGUUAGUAGCAGUUUUGUAAUUAUGUUGAAUUCGUGUCUAUAAAUAGCAAGCUGACUUUCCAUUUCGGAAAAGUCCCUGAAAUUUCCAAAUUUUUUCCUCUCUCGCCGGCUUAACUUCCUUGCUUCACCGCCGCUUCGUCCGGCCACCUAUGGCCAUGAAAUUGGUAUCAAUAUCUUCGUCUUGAAACAAGAUUUCCAUCCAUAUAUGAUUUGCAUCCUAUCAUCCACCACUGACGACGAAUUGAAGCCAAGAAGGUGACUGUAGUAGAUUGGGUUUUUGGGGCUAUUUUCAGAUUUCUGGCCAAACCAUCUAGAAUUUGGAGAAAUCCCAAGAUAUAAAGUUGUUCCUUACCUCAUGGACUUUCUUUUGAGUAUAAUAUUGCAUAUAAAUUUGAAGAUUUUGGAAGCUGGAAUUCGGGUUACCUUGAGCCACUGCGGCUCUGCCGCCUCCGACGGCCUUUCAUAACCAUUUUUAUCCUUUUUAAGCUUUAUCAUACUGUUUGGUGUUGAGAAUAAAUUGAGAAAAUUGUGAAUUGGAAGUGUUGGAGUUAAAUGGAAGCUAGUGGAAGAAAGUUAAGAUGAAUAAUUGUUGAUAGAAAAGUUUGGGUUGAAUCCGAGAAGAAAAGGAGAUGUUGAUUUACGAGGAGUUGAUUUUAGAAUCGUAUUUAAUUUGUCGAAUUAUUGUUUACGGAUUAUAAUUGCACAGGGCGAUGUACCGAGAUACUGCUUGACAAAGAAACUCAUAUGCGUGGUUGCCUAAAUAGUACUGUGAGUGGACUUUUGAUUUUAAUUGAUGCAUGCAAAUUAAUUUCUGAAUUAUUGAAUUUAUUAAAUAUCAAAUUAUUUAUCAAGCACAUUAAUCAUUUUGAUCAUAAAUUAAUAUAUGGAUUGGACUUUCGGAUUGAAGUUUAUUAUGCUCGAUUUUAGACUUGUGAUUUAUGUUGAAAAUUCUGAGGUGAUUUCCAGAAUUUAUCAUUUAUAUUUUAAUUAUCAAUUUUCGAGAUUUUAGAUGGAUAUUCGGAAAUGGGAUUUCCAAAGGGAUUAUGUUUAUUUAUUAUUUUCCGCUUAAUUAUUGUUGAAUUCGAGAAUAUUUUGACGUGCGAGGCCACGUCAUCGGAAAAUAAAUUUGUAUUUUUUUCUCUCGUGAUAUUUUGGGGAAGCCUUACUGGUUUUCGAUUUUUGUAUAAUUUUAACCCACCAUACCUGGGUCGUUUUAUUUAUUUUUAUUGCUAGGUAGCCUAUUAGUACUCAUCCCCACUUACUAUGCGUUUGCAGCUGAGUUGAACAAGAACCUGGGAGGUUCAAGAGUCUGGGAGACUUCGACCCGAGCCUGGGAGGCUCCUUUAUUCGUAUGGAAAUAAGCGGAAUUGCGGAAAUCGAGAGAAAGUGAUAGAAAAUUGAGCAAAUUGGAGUUUUCGAGAAAAAGACAAAAUAGUGGCUCCAGUCAACCAUGAUCAAUGUCAGCGAGAGAAGUGAAACCCGACUACUUCCUUGAUGGUUGGUGGGGAAAUAUAUUGAGAUCGUGGAGAAGAUUAUACAUAUAUAUAUAUAUAUAUAUAUUUUUUUAUAUAUGUGUAUAUAUAUUGAGAGAGAGAAUAAAGAAAUAGAAAAAGAAAAAAAAAUGAAAUAAAAGAGGAAUGAAUGUUGCAGCACGGUCUGGCAAUUAAGCAAAUGGUCCUUAAUUAUCCUUUCCCCCUCAAGCCAAUUGUGUGCUGAUUACACGCAUUUUUAUGCAUGUAAUUGUAUCUAAAACACGAUAAAUUAGUUAGUCCUCAAGUCAAUUAUAAUGUAAUUAAUCCAUUUUUAUUUACUUGUAGGAAAUAAGCGGAGUUGCAGAAAUCGAAAGAAAAUGACGGAAAAAUUGAGCAAAAUGGAGUUUUCGACAAAAUGACGAAAUGGUCAACGCCAUCAAGGGAGUAGAAUCCAAUUGUCUCUGAUAACAUAUGCGGAAGUGCAUUGAGAACAGAGAAGAAAAAAGCAAAAAGAAGGAAGAAGAAAAGAAAAAAGAAAAGACAAGACAAGAAAAAGAGAAAAGAAAAGGGAAAAAAAAAAUUACUUUGCUGACGUCAUGAUGAUGUCAGUAUCAUAAUUCCUCCCCCCACGUGCUGCCUCUCUUUUUAUUUUUUAUUAUUAUUAUUUUUUUCCAUUUGUUUUCUUUUUCUUUUUCCACUCUUCCUCUCAAUUUUGGACACGUGGUACCUAAUCUCUUCUCUUUUCAUCCGUCCACACAUGCACCAUUCCUUUCCUAUGAUCCUUCUUUUGUCUCACACACCAGAACACUACAAUUAAAAAAUUCAAUCCCCUUCUUCCCAAAACAGAGAACAAGAGCCGCACCCUCUCUCUCUCUCUCUCUCUCUCUCUCUCUCUCCUUCUCCAUCACACCUCUCCACACCCUUUCUUCUCCUUACUAAGAUUCACUUUUCUCCUCACCAAGAUCCAUUUAUCACCUCACCAAGAUCUAUUUUCCUCCUCACCAAGAUUCACCUUACUAAAAUUCCAUCAAAUCCUCAUCAAUUUCUCAAAGGGAUUUCAAGGAGCUUCAAGGGAUCCCAUCUACAUCAAGACUUGAGAUUGGGUGUAUGAACGAAGCAUCUUCUUCAUAUCAACCGAUCACUCUUAGAAGCGGAAGGGUAUUGAGUGAGGACACUAGAGGGAGACCAAGAAGGAGGAUCCGAAGGCCAUUAGUGACCGAGAGUGCUCCACCUCGUGUUCUUGAUCAAGAGAGAGUACCUCUAAGACAUUCACAAGGAGAAGUCAACAUGGGAGACACACAAAAUCCUCCCCAAGGCAAGACUAUGAGGGAGUAUACUAGCCCCACUAUUGUUAAUCACCCUUCUUGCAUUGUACUCCCUCCAUGUGACCAUCACUUUGAGAUCAAGCCAACUACGUUGAGCAUUCUACCCACAUUUAAUGGCAUGGCUUUGGAAAAUCCGUAUGACCACAUUGCGGAGUUUGAGCAAGUGUGUACUACCGUUUAACCUAAUGGUCUCACUUGUAAUGGUUUGAAGCUUAGAUUAUUCCCUUUCACACUCAAGAACCAUGCAAGAAAGUGGUUGAGCAAGUUGCCUCCUAGAUCAAUAAGUACAUGGGUUGAGAUGCAAGAAACUUUCUUAGGAAAGUACUAUCCUCCUUCAAGAACUUCCAAUGUUAGAGAUGAGCUAAUUGCAUUCCGACAACUCCCACAAGAAAGUUUCCAUGAGUGUUGGGAGUGCUUUAAGGAUCUUGAGAUGUCAUGUCCUCACCAUGGGCUAGAGAAGUGGUUUCUUGUGGACAAGUUCUAUAGAGGAUUGAUGGCGGACCAAAGAGAAAGAGUUGACACUUUUAGUGGAGGAACUAUUGCAAGCAAGCUUCCCGAUGCCACUUGGGACACAUAUGAAGAGCUUUCACUUAAUUCCCUUCAUUGGGAUGAUCAUGAUGCAUGAAGUUUGAACCACUUUCAAUCCCUUCAGAUCUAUGAUUUUGAGCCAUCUACUUCUAGAGAAAAUGAGGGGUGGAAUAAGGAGGAAGAUUUACAUAUGCAUGGUAGCUCUAGGGAUAGGAGUUGUCCGGUCUACUCAUCACUAGGCGAGGCCUUGAGGGCUAAGAACCCUAGUGGGACCGUGACUACCCUUAGGGGCACUACCGAAAGUCUCACAUUUGAUCCACCUCUUGAUUUGAAUGCACCGGAGCCACCACUUCCUUAUCCUAAUGCCGCAAGAAGAGAUAACUCAAAGAGGGGUAAGAAGAAGAGUGGCUUGAUGAGGGAGAUACAAGAAAUAUUUAAGAAAGUGGAUGUCAAUAUUCCAUUGAUGGACCUCAUUCAUCAAGUGCCGGUGUAUGCUCAAUUUCUCAAGAGCUUGUGCAUGAAUAAAAAGAAAUUUAAAGCCGAUGAGACAUUUGAGUUGAAGGAGGAAGUAAGUGCAAUUAUCCAACGAAGACUACCACUAAAGAUGCAAGAUCCGGGGAGCUUUACCAUAGGGUGUACCAUAGGAGAGAAAGUGUUUGAAGGAGCUCUCAUGGACUUAGGGGCGAGUGUCAAUUUGAUGCCCUUGGCUAUAUAUCGGAAGCUACAAAUUGGUGAGUUGAAGCCCACAUCGAUUAGAUUGCAAUUAGCGGAUCGUAGCACAAGGCGUCUGGUGGGAGUUGUAGAGGAUGUGCUAGUGAGAGUAAAUAAGUUUAUUCUACAGGAAGACUUUGUAGUGUUGGAUAUGGGUGAAGACUCCUACCUUGAAAAUGAGUUACCUAUCGUUCUAGGCCGACCACUUAUGGCAACGGUGGGUGUGAAGAUCAAUGUAUUGAAGGGUACCAUUAGACUCAAUGUGUUAGGUGACAAAGUGAAGAUCAAAGUAUGCAAUCCAUUCUAUCCGCCAGACAUUAUGAAGGAGGUAUUCUCUAUUGAUUUGGUGAAGGGUAAUGAAGCUAAGAGUGAGCGGAUCUUUGGACCUUUGAAUCCUUCUAAGCCUACAAUCCGUGCACAAGAUCAUUUCUCACCUAUUUGGGGCUAUGACCAUGAACCACCAUUGAAGCAUGAUGAUGUAGUUCCUACUUCUACUUUGGAGCCUACUAUUAAGCUUAACAAGCAAACAACCCCUACUCUUGAGACUUAUGAGCAACACAAGAAGAAAAGUUCACCAUUGAGUGAAGCACAAGAGGAGUCCAUCAAGAAAUUAAGGGAGACUUGCGGAGUUGUGAAGAAGAAGGAAAUUCCAAAGAGGUAUGAUUGGCCUCCACCUCCAAGCGACAAGCUCGCUUCUUCAAUUGCUAGAUGUUUUGGAAAUGAUGGUGAGGCUUGCACAAUUGUUGUGGGUGGUAAGAAGACAUCCUUUGAGCCACCUUGAGGAAGAAAAGUGAAGAAGACCAGCUUGGGGUCUUUAAAAACAAGCGCUUCUAGGGAGGCAACCCUAGGUGGUUUUGAAAUUUACUUAUUCAUUUUGCAUCAAUAAGGCUUUUUCGCCAUCUUUUUGGGAGGAUGGGAGAUGUUCGGAGUUGGAAGUGUGAAGAAAGAAUGCACUCUGCAGUGGGCAGUUUUUAUUCAGAUGUUCAGUUGACUUUGGGAAACUAUAGUUUUCAAUAUACAUGGUAAUUUAAGAUGAAAAUUUCUGAAACUAUUAUCCUAUGGGUCUGCUAUCUUGUACCAAAAUUUGAGCCAUUCUGAGUCUCUGGAACUUCAGUUAUUUGGUGGUCAAUAUGUGAAGGUCAAAACAGAGACAGCUACUGUAGAGUCACUUUGGGAAGCUACAUCUUCUACAUCCCAAUCAAUUUGGAGCUAAAAUUUUUCAGAGAUGUGUUUUUAUAUGUCUUCUAUAUACAGGAGAAAUUUUUUUUAAUUUGAACCUUCCUAGCUUCAGAUAUAGUGUUCCAAGUAACAGAGGUCAGAAACAGGGCACAGCAGAAACUGCAGAACAGAUCAGUGAGUUUGGAGGCCAACGAUUUUUGACUCAUGAUAGAUUUUCAAGUGAAAUUUUAACUGUAUGUAUUUUCAUGAGUCUACUUUCAUUUCCGGUUGGUCUCACCCUCUUUGCGCCUCUAGAGCUUCAGAUAUUACAGUUUUGGUGACUGAGGGUCAGCAGAA